UCAAACUCAACAGAGACCAAAUCGCUUUGCCCGUCGCUGUUUACAGUUUGGGAAUGGCAAUAGGAGCUUUCCUGUUCGGAAUUAUAUCAGACGCUGUCGGCCGUAAGACCUUAAUGCCAAUUACAAUGUGCAUCGUAUUUUAUACCUCGAUUUGCCUGUCUUUCGCGCAAACUAAGUUUCUGAUAAACUUGUCGAUCUUCGUGCUGGGACUAGGAACGGCCGGUAACAACAUUGUUUUAAGAGUGUAUCUGAUCGAGUCUUUGCCGACGAAAAGGAGAGGAACUGGUUUAGCGAUAAUCGAUAUGUUCUGGAUGGUCGGCUACUUGCUCGCUUUAGGUUUUUCCUGGUCUCUGAUGCCGUCCGCCGUGCGCUCGAUAGGCAAGCGAACCCUGCGACCAAGUUCCUGGCGAGUCCUCGCCGCUAUUUGCGGCGCGCCGAGUCUGAUGAUCGCCUGCGUUUCAGGACUCCUGCCGCCGAGUCCUCGAUACUUAUUGUAUCGUCGACGGCUGAGACAAGCGCUUCAGGUUCUGCGACAGAUGUACGCCAUCAAUAAUUCAAAACAUAUCGAUAGCUACCCGAUCAAGCACUUCAGAGACUUGGAAAACUGCGUGCGUCCGGAGCAAAACGAAACCGAGGACGUUGAAAAAACAUUCGCGAACAUUUGGAACAGAAUCCGCCGAUUAUGCACGCCUCCGUACAGUCGGACUACGCUGUGCGGAAUGUUGGCGUGUCUCCUGCAUUUUCCCGGAUUCAUUUGGCUCGCCUUGUGGAACACGCACGUGCUUCAGGAGCUGGAAAAAAGUGAUGACGUCGGGAACGGAAACGGCACGUGCAACGUCAACGUUCAGAGUGUGGUUCUGGGCUUCUUGCGAAGCUGCGACGAGAUAAAUGAGACUCGUUUCGAGCUCGCCAUGCUGAUAUCGCUCGGCUACGUUGCCGGAGAGAUGUUGCUCAUCGUCGGAAUCGAUAUUCUCGGCAGGAAACCGUUUUUAAUAUCCUCGGCACUGGCGGGCGGCGCGGCCUCGCUCGCGCUUGUUUUUCGAACGCGUCGCAUAAUUCGCGCGGUCCUCUCGUCGAUUUUUCUGGCGGCUUACGCGAUCGGACGCACAACGACGUGCGCUCUGCUGCUGGAGAAUUAUCCCACCGCUCUGAGAUUGUCAUCCAUCGUUGUUAAAUAUCGCUCGUUACGUGCCGCGAAACGUUUAGAUCACUCGCGCUCUAUCUCGUCUCUCGCGAUCCAUCCAAUGGCGGAGGACAAUGCCCGACCGGCCGAGGAAUCCGGCGCGCUCGACGUCGAGAGAAAACUCGACAAGUCGAGUCGCGCGCGAGAUCAAAGGGGCGCCCUCAGGGUCAAGGACAGAUCCGAGGAGGGUCGACUUCCGACCCCGCCUCCGGAUCCACAGUGCUCGACGAUCCCGCGGGAUCGUUCGGGAGUGACGUCUCGCGGCCCCGAUGACGAAGAAGAGGAUCUCGUUACUUACCUGAGCGAGCUCGGCACGUCUCCGUUCGAGGGUCACACGUUCGACUACGACACCACCCCGAAUUCGACCACCUCGGCGAUGGGAGUGGACACGGCACCGUUCACCGAGGAGGCGUUCGAACACCUGGAUCGGCUAUGCGCGCUCACGGAACAGAUACUGGAGCUACGCGAUCGCAGCUCCAGAAUGUUUCGUCGCGUGCGCGGUUUGGAACGCACGAAAGCGCAGCGGAACGCCGAUUGGCGACUGGAAAUUGCCCUGGCGAACGACGAGGACCCGCUUAACGAUUUCGCCGACGAGGAUACGGGUUUCGCGGAGUCGUUGCUGGACGCGAUGCUGUCGAACUGCCGGGACGCCGGAUCGACGCCGAGGAGAAGCGAACGAUCGAGCGUGCGAUUACCGAGACAGCGCAGCCGAUCGCUCGCGCUGACCGAGCAGAAUUUCGGAUUGAAUCUCGUCGAGCGGCCGAGCGAUGCGGACAAGCGGAUCGCGGGAAACGCGAGUCGCAACGGCGGGCCAAAAAUCAGCAAGUGGACCAGAGUAAAGGCGGCCUUCAAAUGGGAGCGCGCGUGCACGAACGAUCUCGCGGACAUCGUGGAAUCUGUCGUCGCUACAUCCACGUCGACAACGAAAUAUCUGAAAAUUCCGGAUACAACUGGCACGUCGCACGGAAGCUGGAGCACCGGAUCGGCGAUGUCGCCGUGCACCAGCGAGAUCUCCAGCCCGUCCACCCCGAUCGGUCGAGUUUCGCCCGCGUUGUCGUUGAACGACGAGGUGUUCGACGAUUCUCGCAAAACUAUCGUAAACCAUGCGGACCGACAACCGCCAUCGGCGAAAGACGAGAAGAAGAAAGACGACUCGGAUCGAUGCGGACGAUUGUUCGAUCACGAUGCCAUUGUCGAGGGAACAAAUUCUAUGGAAUCCUCCAAUGAGACAAGUCGCGGAAAACCGUUGAUUCGCAUCAUAUCGGACGCGGAUACGCCGACGAGUAACGCGAACAAAGGCGGUAAAGAUCCAGACGUAUCUUCGAAGAGACCGACGCCCACCCUGACCAUUACGAUACCGUCGAACGAGGAGGAGAUCAGAAAUUUCUCCUCUCCGGAAUCGACGUCUCCUCUUCCGUCGAGCGCUCAGGAUUCCGGCGGAAGUUCGCCGCAGCGGCCCAAACCGCGUCAAGAUGUUCCGAGUCUGAAAGAGUUCAAGCGACAGUAUUCGACGAUCGAGGAAGCGGUAACACUGGAGCCAAAGAUACAGCGGCAAGAUUCGAAAUGGAACAAGGUCAGACGCGCGUUUCUGACAAACGCCACCUUCAGCGUUCCCCCGAGUCCGGUCAGAACAAUCGCCGCGCAAUCGUUUCCAAACGAUGGUACCGGCAACAUCAACAACAACAACAACGGCCAGGUGAAAGCGCGCGGGGACUAUCAGGCGUUGCGGGAGAAAUUCGGCGCCGAGUUCCAUAGGAAGCUGAUCGAGUGGGAACGACUGAAGAGCGCGCGAAAUACUCGGGACGGCCUGACGUUAAACGAGGAGCGGCUGGCGCCCGAGUUCAAGAAGAAAUUGCAGGACUGGAAAAGGGCGAAGAAGGGUCGACGGUCGAACGCCAUCGAGCAGCAGCGCGUCAGUCGUCGGCGACUGACCGACUGGCAACUCUGGCGAUCAUCCUCUUCGUCCAAACCCGAGUCCAGAUUUUACGGCAAAAAUCAGAAUUCGAUCGGCUCGCGUGGGAGCUGCGCGAGCAUUGGCAGCGCGGGGAGCUUCGGUAGCGAUGGGAAACAGCAUCUCUGCGAGGAUUUCGUCAAGAAAAUGGAGGCGUGGAGAAGGAUGAGCGAGAUCGCCUGUCGAAACAGCGAGAGAUCGAAAUCACCGCCGAGUCGCGUGGCGUCUGAUAUCGACGAGACCGAGUUUGUCGCUCUGGAAAAACUGCUGUUGCUCUUCGGACAGAAAACCAAGAAGGAGCGUCGUGAGAACGACGAAAAGCAACUGAACGAUUGCUUCGAUGGCGAUUCGAGACUCACGGCCGCGUCUCGAGGCGUAAGCUGCGGCAACGAGGUACUGAUUCGCACCUCCGCCGGUUCUUAUCGCUUCGAGGGCAUAUCGCGAGAAUUCACGAGAAAAUUGUACGACUGGGAGAAGUAUCGCGGAAUAUCACCGAGAUCCUCCACGUUCCGUUUGCUAGGACCGGGUUACACACCGUUCGCGCGCAAUUCGAACGAGGUCACAUUGACGGAGUCAUCGAACGCGACAGGAAAAAGUCGCGCGUUUCAUUGGAGCCUGAAGAGAUCCAAAUCGGACGGUAGCGUUUUCGAAAGCGGCAGUCUUCGCGACGAGUCGUUCGCCCUGCGUCGUUCCACGAGUCUGCAAUCUCUCUGUUCCACGGACAAACUCGAGGACGACGCAACGACGAACGUAUCGCCGGCCACGAAUAAUUCGCAGACGGCGAUCAAGGACGACGCCGCGGGGGAGAUGAUGAUGGUGGAGGAUUCGGAACCGGAAGCGAUGAUCGUCGAUAUCGAGGACGUGAUCGAGGAAACUGCCAGUCCUCUGGCGGGAGUGCAACCUCAUCAGACGCCCGUUUACUCGGUCGCAGCCAGCGAGACGACCAGCAUCGCCGUUCCGCUCGGCACGGUCACCUCCAGUCACGAGCCCUCGCCCGUGUUUUUGGUCGACGCCGAGGAGGAAGAGGAGGAGGAUUGCGAGCGAGAAUGGAACGGCAGAACGUGGACGGGAAAUUCGGAAACUCGUUCGAACGAGAACAGUCCGGAACGCUUUCCGAUCUCCGAGGAUGCGAGAACGACCACUUCGUUCGAUGAGGAUAAAUCGAACUGGAUCGAUAAUCGAGAUCAUUGGGAGGAAUCGGGCGACGAAGCGAACAGAGACUCGAUGGGAUUCGAAUCGCUCGCGCCGAUCUACGAGAUUAACGUGAAAACGAAAGAUUACGACGACGAGACCGGCUCCGCGAACUUCGUGGAUCAUUUGGAAACUUCAUCGACGUCCUGGAACGCGGAAGAAUUAACGGACUCGCCGCGCACGUGUGAGGGGACGAACGAGACGAGGAAGAUCGAGGAGCUGGCGAAUAACGAGCGGACAAGCGACCCGGAGAAUCUCCGGGACGAGGAGAACGACGAGACGGCCGAGGAGGAGAGGAAGAUAAUAAUUCCAAGCGGAGAUUCUUCCGAUUGCAAAUCGGCAAAAACGUCGUCGGAUCGUCGCGAUUUCGAGGAAACCUCGUCGAAAUUAUCGAAUUUAGAUACAGACGAUAACGGAGAUGCGACGGAAUGUCGCGACGCUGAUAUCGAGACUCCGGCGCGUUGCAGUUCGCCGGAAUUGCAGAACGACGUCGAUCGACAUUACGAGAUUAUUAUAUUUAAAACAGACACGUGCGACAAUACAAUUGAGAAUCAUCGUCUGUACGAACCGAUUAACUGUCGCGAGAUUCACAAUUCUCGCAACGACAAUUACGCGAAAGGAAGCGUUAAUCCGUCCAGAGCGAGAUUAUCGGACACGGAAAGAUCGACGUUCUUUCAAACCUCGAGAAGUCUCUCGGACUCGACCGUGCGAAUCACUCCGAUGAUCGUCUCGGGUAGCGACGAGGCGCGUUCCGUAGAGAAGAUUUUGAUAAACGAAGAGACGCUGAAGAAAAUCAUCGUUCCCACGACGAGCUCGGAGAGCGAGCUGAAAGGCGCGGAAAGAACGGGAGAUUAUUUUGUCGCUGGUCGUUCGGACGAAAUCAACGACGAUCGAUCGAACGAAUUCGAUCGCGCGAAACCGAAUCGCGACAAUCAGAGCGCGUGCGUCAAGAAGGACGGAUCGUCUUCGUCGAAAAAUGUUUUCGUGAAGACGAAGCGUAUGAUUUUCGGUCCGUUCCGAAAGUCGGAAGAUCGGCAGUCGUCAAGAAAAGAGAGCGACGGAUCCGUCGAGGGCCAGCCCGCGCGUUCGUCCACCAAGUCGAAGAGCAAAUCGAGAUCGGCGUCGCCCAAACUGUGUCGACAGGACGCGCUGUUACGAGUGUCCUUGUCUCUGCCGUGGCCGCUGCGAUCCGCCGCGAAGGAAAGCGACAGCCCGUCCGAGUCCAGAAGAAACUCCGAGAGCAAACCGGAAGACAUGGCGAUGGCGACGAAAGAGAGAAAUUCGCCUUGCGAGGAGAACAAGGCGGACAAUGACGGACCUCGAGAUCAGCCGAUAACCGGCAAAGAACCAACGUCCGUUGAGAACGCGAAGGAAAAUAUUCGUCGCUCGGAUAAAAACUUUGUGACCGCGCCGAUAAACGCGAUUCCGACAACUUUCGCGCGAAUUAUCGAGCAACAGAAUCAAUCGAGACUAACGUCGCAGAAUCGAGAUACGAAUCGAAUUCACGAAAACGAGAAUAGAGAACUCGGUAGAAUCAGAAACAAUCAAGUACAUUUCUUGGACGCGAAACAAGAGAGAAAAUUCAGUUACGCGGAAGUCUGUGCGAAACAGGAGGAAAUCAAAUGCGAGCAACAACAGGACAACGAAAACGCCUCGAAAUCUGACGCGGCCGUAUCGUCGGACUUGAUGCACAAGCUCCGGAUAUUAUCGGACGCCGCGGCGAGAAGAGAAGGUCGAAUAACCGCGAACGUGGAAGCGUUCGCGAUCACCAGCUCGGAAUCGCGCUCCUCCAGGAUACGACGGGCCAAGGAGAGUUUUCUGUCGCGUCGCGGAGGUCCUUUCUGCCGUUCAAUGAUGGAGUCGACGGAAGCGCGAGAGAAUCCCUGGAAACGAACGUCAAUAUCGACGAGCGCUGAAACGUCGAAGUCAAGUGAAGUUGCGACUUCGAAGACCAACGAAAUGGAAAAAAACGCGGGAAACCGAACGGAAGAACAAGAACCGACAAAGACCGCUCGGGACGCGUCCUCGAGCGAAGACAACGUUGAUUCGCCUUCGGACAAGGACGUCGAUGUGCGAUCGGAAUCGCUAGUGAAAUCGGCGAGCGCCGGUAUGAUCAACGUGGAUCCCGACACGUUCGAUCGGCUGGUCGCGGCCGAUCGCGGAUGCGAAUCCUUGCCGAGAAUAAUCGCGAAGCGCCGAGAUUCGUCGGGACCGUUGGCGAAGAUCGUCAGCAAGCUGAACUUCUCGCGGCUGAUUCGAUCCCGCAACGUCGACGGCGGAAACAUGAGCACGAUCUCGACGUUGUGCAGACAGAGUCUGAUGAUCGACACCCGAAAAAGUCUCGAGGAGCAGCCGGACGACGAGCAGGAAGCGGCGAAUAGUUCCGAAGACGUGAGAAGUAAAAAUAAGGAUAACAACAGUCAUCCGGGCGAAUCGUCUAAAACCAUUCGUGAAUGAAAGUUCAAGCGAAUAUCCGAAUGAAGAGUAGGUUGUGCUUUUUUCGCGAAAGUGGAGGAUAUUGAGUCAUAGACGAGCUUUUGAAUGAGAGAAUUAGAAAGUAGCAUUUAAUUAAACGUCUAAUUAACUACGUCAUUUAAAUAUCUAAGCGGCAAUAGAAAAAAAAAAAAUAAAAUGUUUAAUUUUAUAAAGAAUAACUUGCGUUAUACACCACAUGUGAGAUUGACGUUAAAGAAUUGGACACCGAUUGGAUAGCUCAAUUAAUCUAUUAAUUAACAGAAAUCUCAGCAUAUAUUUUUAAUUAUCAGUAAUAAGCUGUCGACAAUAAGCUUCCGAUAGGCUGUUAAUAGAUUAAAAAAAAAAAAAAAAAAAUCAAAAUACGAUUUUUACGUUUCUAGCGAUUGUUUGUAACAAAAUCGUGAGAUUAAAAUAAAGAAGCAGAUAACGCAACUCAAUUUCUCAUUAGCGUCAACAAAAAUACGCAAAAAACAAACGCGAUUUUUUUACGUCUUCGGAGGAAGUCGUGCUUUUUUUUUUUUUUUUUUUAACAAUGGCCCGUGCAAACAACGUGCUCCCGCGAAUGGUAAACACAAUGACGACGAAACCGGCCGUGUUUGAUUAAACGGGAUUAAUGUCCCCGGGGCGGUCUCGAGUGGCGAGGGGCGAGCGGAGCGAGAGGGCAGGCAAAGGGAAACGCGUGUCGCGAACGCGUGCCUCCCCGAAGUCGCCCCCGACUCGAUUCCCUUUCAAAUCCGUGUGCGUGCCCUCUCGAGCCCCCUCCUACGACCAAUCAACCCCUCCGCCAUGUCUCACCGCGGAGAAAGCCCUUCUCCAACGAGCGAGAGGAUCGUCGCUCGAUCGCAUUAAGCGGAUUUCAUUUGGUCCCGAAAUGAUCGCGCAAACAAACAAAAUACGCUCGGCCGGCAUCAGCGCGACUCGUUUUCGACGCGCGAUUAUAUUGUGCGCGGUGCACAACGUCGAUUGACGACGAGAGAGAGACCAUGGGAAGAAUGUUGAUCUCCGACGAGUCCUCGGUGUCCCCUGGGACAUCGGGGAUGCAAACUCUCGCGCUCGCGCGUUCACGUUCCGCUGAGUUUUAAUUUUCUCUCAUGUUUCAUGUAAAUAGAUAAGCUUCGUAUUAAAAAAAAAAAGAGAAAAACGAAUAAUAAUUUCUAAAAAAAAAGCAAUACAGCGAGUGUAAUUUUUUGCAAUGUAAAAUAAAAAUAUUUACGUUACACGUUUCUUGCAACAAACUGGAUAAAAUACGUGUUACUGGCUGUUUUCAAGCCAUUUUUGUGUCGCUGUUGCGCUCGCAAGAUCUCACACAGACCCUCCAGAAUUUGGGAAAAUAAUAGAGGAUUAGGGACAUUAGAGAGAGAGAAAAAAAAACCACAAGACACACCGGAGUGAAACCGAGUGGUAGUACCGGGCUCCGAACGUGUCGGAGAGGAAACGAUCGCAGGUACAGGAUCCUCUGUCGAUUUACGAUUCGAGACGCGCGAGCGCGGGAUCAUCGACGCGCAACACAAUGGGCGGUCGUGUUGCUCGUUGCCUUCUCCAGGAUCGAGCUCCAGGUUCGUCUACCUGCGUCUAUAAUCCGGAAGCGUUCGCGGGAGCACGCACGCACGCACGAAGAGAUAUUGUGUCGUGUGGGAUCCGCGAUUUUCUCUUUCUCUUUCUCUCUUGUCGUAUAUCUACGAGUACGAUAUAAAAUAUAUCAAGCCGGAUCCCGCUCUUUUCUUCUUAGACAAUGUCGUCGAUCGACUUCC
Molecule: messenger RNA, 8551 nt
Organism: Pseudomyrmex gracilis
Lineage: Eukaryota; Metazoa; Arthropoda; Insecta; Hymenoptera; Formicidae
Exons: 19
Coding region: 54-6782 (2242 amino acids)
Biological process (GO): transmembrane transport
Cellular component (GO): membrane
Molecular function (GO): transmembrane transporter activity
Source: RefSeq, a predicted model, not a curated record